This is a messenger RNA of Onthophagus taurus, 1671 nucleotides long. RefSeq names its product tRNA (cytidine(32)/guanosine(34)-2'-O)-methyltransferase-like. Gene Ontology annotation, molecular function: tRNA methyltransferase activity. Gene Ontology annotation, biological process: tRNA methylation; cytoplasmic translation. The record is from RefSeq and is a predicted model, not a curated record. NCBI's taxonomy places the organism in Eukaryota, Metazoa, Arthropoda, Insecta, Coleoptera, Scarabaeidae. Gene Ontology annotation, cellular component: cytoplasm.
AAAAAUUUCGAACAUAACCUCACAUAACCUACAAAUAUACUUUUAUUGAUUUUAUUGUAAUUGAUACAAAAUGGGAAAAAGUUCAAAAGAUAAACGAGAUAUUUACUAUCGAAAAGCAAAAGAGCAAGGUUGGAGAGCAAGAAGUGCAUUUAAACUUCUCCACAUCGAUCAAAAGUUUGACAUCUUCACGGGGGUUAAAAAAGCUGUAGAUUUAUGUGCAGCUCCAGGUAGUUGGAGUCAAGUUCUUUCAAGGAAGUUGUAUAUGCGCGAAACUACCUUUGAAAUUUUUGAAAAUUCGCCUGAAUCUGUAACGGAUGCAAAAAGCAAGGAAGUUGAUAAAGAUGUCAAAAUUGUUGCUGUCGAUUUGCAACCGAUGGCCCCACUCCCUGGAGUUAUCCAAUUAAAAGGUGAUAUCACUGAUUAUGAAACAGCGGUGAAGAUUAUGGAACAAUUUGAUGAUAAUCCGGCUGAUUUAGUUGUUUGUGAUGGAGCUCCCGACGUGACCGGCAUGCACACUUUAGAUGUUUAUAUUCAAGCCCAAUUAAUAGUUGGGGCUUUACACAUUACAUUUAACAUUUUAAGAAAUGGGGGAACCUUUGUUGCAAAGAUAUUUCGAGCUAAAGGAAGUGAAUUGUUGGUUUCACAAUUAAAUAUGUUUUUUGAAAAUGUUUUUAUUGCAAAACCUUAUAGUUCAAGAAAUAGUAGUGUGGAGGCAUUUAUUGUUUGUAAAAAAUUUAAUCCCCCAGAAGGUUUUGAUCCAAAAUUAGUAUCAAAAUAUUUAGAUACUAACAAUAAAGAUUUUAGUACUCUUACUGGAGUUAAUAGGAUGAUAGUACCAUUUUUGAUUUGUGGCGAUUUUAGCGCUUAUGAUUCUGAUACAACUUAUUCUUUACAGCUUGAAGGUGAACUUCCUUAUAAAUACCACAAUCCCGUUCAACCACCUUUACAACCUCCUUCUGCAGAGUUCAAAAAUAUGAAUUUAUCUGAUAAUACCGGAGCAAUAGCCAAGGAUUUUAAUGUAGAUGAGAAAAAGAAUGAAACUUCAAUUAAAAAUUCAACAUUGCCUCAAAAUCUUGAGGACAAUCAAAGAAGAAGAAAACGAAAAGGUUCGUCUAAAACUGAAGAAACCACCAGCAAUGCAUCUGAUAAAAAAGAUCCCCCAAAAUCAGAUGAUACACAUAAAGAAAAUGAAACGAAUCAAUCUGAAACAACAACUAAAGUUGAUAAAAAUAUCAAAGAAAAUAAAGACGACACAUUAAAAUUUAAUUUUUAUUUCCAUUUGAGUAACCCAUUAAAAAACGCGAUUGCAGAAUUUGAUUAUCAAGUGUACACAAUUAGUAAAGCAAGGGAAAUGAAGUUGAAAGGUGAAAAGUUCGUUGAGACUCCAGAAUGGCAAAUUGAGCAACGAAAAAAAUUUUUAAAAGCUAUCCCUGAUGGAAUUCAACCUAUAUCAUCAGAGAAUGACUUAAAAUAUGAUACCCAUAUGUUGGAUUUUUACAAUAAAUUUGAUAUUGCAAUGAAGGAACAAGAAAGAGCUGGAUGUGGACCAAUUCUUAGGGAAAAAGUUCGUAGAUCUCGUAUGGCUGAAAUGACUGAACCAGUUUGUGAAUGUUAUAAACAAGAUUAAGUUUUUGUUUUGUUAAAGUAAAAUAAAUUACUUGGAUUAAUCUA